Molecule: messenger RNA, 1301 nt
Organism: Guyanagaster necrorhizus
Lineage: Eukaryota; Fungi; Basidiomycota; Agaricomycetes; Agaricales; Physalacriaceae
Exons: 3
Coding region: 482-1111 (209 amino acids)
Source: RefSeq, a predicted model, not a curated record
UCAGCUAAAGUCACAUCGAUAGCUAGCCGAAUCUGAUAUGACAAGCUGUCGCUAUACGUAUGUGGAGUCCCUUGUCUUCAAGUAAAAUCUUCAAUUCCAGACCAUUCCACCUGGGGUCGCCGCCGGCGAAACAUGACUUCGUGCAGCGGCAAGGAAGGUCUGAAGUAAGACUGCGACACGAACAAGAGACAAUUUUCAAUAUCUCGCGCUGCUGUGAACGAUACUCGCUAUAUUUCCAUGGGAGGGACUUUGAAUAUUACCGAAACCUCGCAGAAUUGCUUCACUUUCGGAUAGAUGAACGACCCUCUUUCUUUUUCCGGGGCUCGUCUGUUAUCGUUAUUCAAAAUUCUUUCACCCGCCUCCACAUUCUCGACCCAUCUUCCAGAACGUUUUUGCCCCCGCUUCCCGUGACAUAAAAUCCCACCGAACAUAUAGUGGCAUUUAAGUUCCCGCAUCCCUACCCCCCCACAUCCGAGUCGAAAUGGCACCAUCACGACUCUUUCUCAGCCGUCUGGGGGCGUACGCCAUGGCAUUUGCAUGGGGUGCCAUCAGCCUUUCCAUCGGUCUCAACACGGUAGUGAAGCAGAACCGCCUCAAAUCAUUCCUCCGCAGAUCUGUCGCUCCUCUCGGGAUCACCCUAAGGCUCGUCACGAACAACGUCGUCCACCCCGCUAUAGCAUCGGAGGUGUUCUGCGUCAUCACGGCCCUGUUCUCCCUCGCCGCCGCCGUCAGCCUCUUCGUGGGCUCAUGCGCUACGAGCCGAAAGGCCAUAACCGUCCAAGCAUACGUCUUCACGUUCCUUAGCGUUGCGCUUUUCGCUUGCCAGAUCCCCGUCUCUGACGCGGUGCGCAGAAAGGGAGUAGAGAUCUGGGGAUGGAAAGAUGGUGUCGAGGUACCCGCAGUGACGCUCCUCGAGGCUGCAGCAUCGCUUGGAGUCAACCCUCUUUACAGGCACAUUCACUUCAUUCUCUGGUUCGGAAUCAUCCCCUGGCUCGCGUUCCUGUUCACCCUUAUUUCGGCGGCUGUGUCCUUUUUGGCUUUGAGUGGACUGAGGGAAAACAAUCAGCCUCUUGCUAAGGCCAGGGAUGCGCCCAUGUCUCAAGUCGCUUGAUUCUCGCAUGCUGCUACAGCGCGGCUUCUCCUUCCCUUCUUCUACUCCCACCCCGCUGAUGUUUUCAAAACGACCCCAAUUUUAUGCCCUUUACGCCUUCCCGCUCUGAUUAGAUUACUACUUAAUUUUACUCUUUACUUUUAAUGUGUACGCACGUCUGGAUUCAUGAAUACCACGUCUUUUUCUGGAA